Messenger RNA from Aspergillus uvarum CBS 121591, 1134 nucleotides. RefSeq names its product active spliceosome conformation promoter CWC2 (gene cwc2). The transcript has 5 exons. Lineage: Eukaryota; Fungi; Ascomycota; Eurotiomycetes; Eurotiales; Aspergillaceae. The record is from RefSeq and is a predicted model, not a curated record. Bases 1 to 1134 code for a protein of 377 amino acids. Gene Ontology annotation, cellular component: U2-type catalytic step 1 spliceosome; U2-type catalytic step 2 spliceosome; Prp19 complex. Gene Ontology annotation, molecular function: metal ion binding; U6 snRNA binding; pre-mRNA binding.
AUGGCAGACACUACGGCGGAAACCACGCCCCCCAGCGUGGAAGAGACGACGCUAUCGGAGCCCACCCCCCAGCCCGACGCGGUCGUCAAGAAGCGCAUCAUCCGCAAGAAGCGACGCCCCGCGCGCGUCCAGGUCGAAGCCGACAAGGCCAAGGAGAUCCAGGCCCAGUUCCAGCCCCAGUCCGGCACAACCUACAACAUCUACUACAACAAAUGGGCGGGCGGCGAUCGGGAGGACUCUUCGCAACAGGCCGCUAAAACAAGAUGUAAUCUUGCUCGCGACUCAGGCUACACCAAGGCCGACGCGCAGCCCGGCGCCCACAUUUGUCUUCACUUUGCUCGAGGACUUUGCCACCGCGGUCAGGACUGCGAAUACCUUCACCGCCGACCGACGAUUCAUGACAUCACCCCCCCUCAGAUGGACGUGUUCGGUCGCGAGAAGUUCAACGAUUAUCGGGAUGAUAUGGGCGGUGUCGGUAGCUUUCUGCGACAGAAUCGCACGAUCUACGUUGGUAAAAUCCAUGUCAGUGAUGAUAUCGAGGAGGUUGUUUCGCGUCACUUCGCCGAAUGGGGCGAAAUCGAUCGGAUCAGAGUCUUGACCAGCCGUGGUGUUGCAUUUGUAACCUACAAAACCGAAGCGAUGGCACAAUUUGCGAAGGAGGCCAUGGCCCACCAGAGUCUCGACCACAACGAAAUUCUGAACGUCCGCUGGGCCACGCAGGAUCCGAACCCUCUAGCCCAGAAGCGAGAAGCUCGCCGCAUCGAAGAGCAAGCCGCGGAGGCUAUCCGUCGCGCCCUGCCGGCGGAAUUCAUCGCUCAGAUCGAAGGCAAGGAUGCUCAUGCGAAGAGACAAAAAACCAGCUACGACCUCGAGGGCUAUGAUGAGCCGGAUCAGGUGCGCUUUGCUGUGGGUUUACGAGGAACUGGAGAUGCUCAGCACGAACAGCUCGCACUUCCGGAGCCGCAGGACCAGCACCCACCGGAGGAAAUUCCGCAAGCGCAAGUCGCGCAGGGCGGCAUUUUUUCCAGCAGUACUCUGGCCGCAUUAGGGGCUGCUCGUGCGUCGGUCUCGGCCAAGCCUCAGCAGGUCGCCUCAUUACAGUCGCUGGUAGCCUACGACAGCGACGACGAGUGA